AUGCCUGGCGAGGGGUUCGGCUCGCUGAAGGACGGGGUUUUGGCGCCGGGAAAGGAAGAGGUGAAGAGCACCGUCAGCGACUCGCUGGGGAAGCUGCGAAGGAAAAUUGAUGGCACCAAUGUAGAGGAAGAUCACAUUGAACUGACUGAAGAGGGGAGGCCUGUGCAGGCAAGCACCCGAAAACCUGUGCUGUUCGACUGCUACUGCUGCGGGCUGCCCAAGCGCUACAUCAUUGCCAUAAUGAGUGGUCUUGGCUUUUGCAUUUCUUUUGGAAUUAGAUGCAACCUGGGUGUUGCCAUUGUGGAAAUGGUGAACAAUAACACAGUGUAUGUGAAUGGAAAGCCACAGCUUCAGAAAGCCCAAUUCAACUGGGAUCCAGAGACGGUGGGACUUAUACAUGGCUCUUUUUUCUGGGGUUACAUUGUGACGCAAAUUCCAGGAGGGUUCAUUUCAAACAAACUAGCUGCUAACAGGGUUUUUGGAGCAGCUAUUUUUCUAACAUCUACACUGAAUAUGUUCAUCCCUUCUGCAGCAAGAGUACAUUAUGGUUGUGUAAUGUUCGUAAGAAUUCUUCAAGGUCUGGUGGAGGGUGUCACCUACCCAGCCUGCCAUGGGUUGUGGAGUAAAUGGGCUCCUCCGCUGGAGAGAAGCAGGUUAGCAACCACAUCUUUCUGCGGGUCUUAUGCAGGGGCAGUGGUCGCCAUGCCGUUGGCAGGUGUGCUGGUACAGUAUAUAGGAUGGUCUUCAGUCUUUUAUAUUUACGGAAUGUUUGGGAUUGUUUGGUACGUGUUCUGGCUGCUUCAUGCCUAUGAGAGCCCUGCAGCACAUCCAACAAUAACCAGUGAAGAAAAGAUAUAUAUAGAAACAAGUAUAGGAGAAGGAGCCAGUCUAGCUAGUGCAAAUAAAUUUAGCACUCCCUGGAAGAGAUUUUUCACUUCAAUGCCAGUUUAUGCAAUCAUUGUGGCAAACUUCUGCAGAAGCUGGACCUUCUAUUUGCUCCUUAUAAGUCAGCCUGCUUACUUUGAAGAAGUCUUUGGAUUUGCAAUAAGUAAGGUUGGCCUUUUGUCUGCACUUCCUCACAUGGUCAUGACAAUCAUUGUGCCCAUUGGAGGGCAGCUAGCUGAUUUCUUACGGAGCAGGAAGAUUUUAACCACUACCACUGUAAGGAAGGUCAUGAAUUGUGGAGGCUUUGGGAUGGAAGCAACCUUGCUUCUGGUGGUUGGUUACUCUCAUACAAGAGGUGUGGCUAUUUCCUUUCUGGUGUUAGCAGUGGGAUUCAGUGGCUUUGCAAUUUCAGGAUUCAAUGUGAAUCACUUGGAUAUAGCCCCACGUUAUGCCAGUAUUUUGAUGGGAAUCUCCAACGGUGUGGGGACGCUGUCGGGGAUGGUGUGCCCCCUCAUUGUUGGUGCAAUGACUAAACAUAAGACCCGUGAAGAAUGGCAAAACGUCUUUCUGAUCGCAGCCCUGGUGCAUUACAGCGGAGUGAUAUUCUAUGCUAUCUUUGCUUCUGGGUAGAAGCAGGAAUGGGCUGACCCCGAAAGCCUCAGUGAAGAGAAAUGUGGAAUAAUUGAUCAAGAUGAACUCGCUGAAGAAACAGAGAUGAACAAUGAAACUUUUGUAAGUCCAAAGAAAAUGUAUGGUGCUACCAGUCAAAACAGUGAAGUACAGCCAAGGGAAUGGAGAAAGAAAAAGCAAGUAACUCAAGACAUGGAAGAACAGACUCCUUACCACUACGAAAAUGGAAAUUUUCAAGACCUGUCAUAAUACCUGAAGUUGUAAGGUUUGUGUAGCAGCUACUCCCAGCCUCCUCCUGCCCCAAAUCAGCCGGUAUCCAUAUUUAUUUUCUUAUUCAUUCAUGUAACAUCGGGUCAUGAGGCUGGAUAUAAGGAGUAGUGAUUCUCCUCUAACAGUGUGGAAGAGGGCUCUUACCAAUGGACCUGGGAGAUAUGAUGUUGAAUUCUGCCUCUGCCAUCGGAUCCCUUUCAGAGGACCUGCACCCCUUAGGAGACGACCAACCCUGGCAGGGCUCCUUCCUGGUGCAAGCCUAUGAUUGCAGGAGGCGGAGUACCCCAGCCUUCUUAUUCAAACAGAGACAGGAUAAGGUCAUUUUGGAUGGUGGAUCUGCAGAUAUAUAUAUGUGCUUACUGGGGUUCCAAUGACAUGGGAGUCAGCCCGGAGUGGCCCUGCUGGACAUUACCCCGCUGGUGAAUGCUUUCUUCUGCUUUGUCUUUUUAGGAUUCCUAAAAAUUCAGCAUUUGAGCUGCUUAAUGCAUGUAAAACUGCAAGCUCAUGCUAAGAGAUCAGAGUGGAGGGAAAAGCAGAUUGAUAACACAGAACUGCCAUUACGUAUGGUCACUCAUCAAUAGGAAGAGGAACUUGUUGCAGAAAAGGCGCAGUAUUGCUUCAGUGCUUCCUUCAAAGUGAUUGAUAGUCUGCUUUCUAGACAUGGCCCACAGAGUCUGGAUAGGACAAUAAAAUGGAUACUAGUGAGAUUUCUCCCCCUCCAAAGAUUUUGUGCUGGCAUGAAACAAUUUUGAAUACAAAAUCGUCAUUAGUGAUGCAAUAUUAUUAAUCCUUUUGAAAGGAAAUCAUAGUCCUGUUGGGAUUAAGUUUCUUGCUGAAAUCAUUAUUGUGAAGUAAUUUAAAUAUAUUUUUCUAGUAUUAUACUGGUAGAGUUCCCGAUCUAAAACCCAGCAGUCCUUAUUUAGGUGAAUGAGCUCCCUUACACACAAGUAGCCUUUAGUUCUUGAUCUGUAACUUUUCUUCAUCAUUGCCUCAGUCUCACUAUUGAUACAAAGUACUGUACGUUCUGAGAGUUAUCAGAGUAUCUAUCUCUAAAAGCAUUUUUCUUCUGCCAUCAGUAUAUAUUUGACAGUAUAAUGUGGCUUUAGCCUUUUUCUACCAUUUUUUGAACCAACUGAUGGAGCAUGCUGUAUCAUCUCAGACAGUUAGCUGCAACUCGAGGACUCAUUGUGGCAUUAGUACUGUUUUCAGAAUGGAGAAUUUCAGUAAGCUAUGAUUUAAUUUGUCUUACGUUAUGAUUACUGACUCAUUAAAUUCAAGUGAAAACUAUUCUGUCUAGUCUACGAUGUGCUUUGUGAUUUUUCAGUAUUAUUGUUCUGAUGUACCAUAUACAGCCACUGUGAUGCACAUGAGAUUAGAAUGUUUCUAACACUCACUUUGUUGUUUUGUUGAAGCACAAUUGAA
Messenger RNA from Struthio camelus australis, 3207 nucleotides. The record is from RefSeq and is a predicted model, not a curated record. Lineage: Eukaryota; Metazoa; Chordata; Aves; Struthioniformes; Struthionidae.